Molecule: messenger RNA, 1617 nt
Organism: Penicillium taxi
Lineage: Eukaryota; Fungi; Ascomycota; Eurotiomycetes; Eurotiales; Aspergillaceae
Product: major facilitator superfamily domain-containing protein
Exons: 3
Coding region: 1-1617 (538 amino acids)
Biological process (GO): transmembrane transport
Molecular function (GO): transmembrane transporter activity
Source: RefSeq, a predicted model, not a curated record
AUGUUCUCAAAACCAGAAGAAUCUAAGGAGUCCGCCUGCACAUCUCCAGGCGACUCAAAUGACGAACAGCCGUCACAAGAAUGGAAGCCCCAAAAGCAAGAAUGGCUGAUUUUUGGCUGUCUAGCCCUGCUAGCUUUUGUUAUUUCACUUGAUACAACAAUCAUCACUCCAGCUAUACCAGUCCUAGAGACAUCAUUAGAUGGCAAUGCAGUUGAGGCCUUUUGGGCCGGUACCUCUUAUCUUCUGGCAAGUGCUGUUUGCCAGCCACUCAUCGUCGAUCUAUCGGAUAUCUUUGGCCGCAGGUCUCUACUGAUGAUUGUGGUGCUAUUAUUCACACUAGGAACCAUUUUGUGCGCCGUUUCUUCCUCAUUUGGCCUUUUUCUCACUGGUCGUUCCUUACAAGGCGUUGGGGGCGGAGGUAUAAUGGCAGGAUGUCUUGUAAUCACGACUGACAUUGUUCCAUUGCGAAAACGUCCAACGUACUAUUCUAUCGUUCAGAUGGCUUGGGCAAUCGGCACUCUCAUCGGACCAUUGAUCGGGGGAGCCAUUGCGCAAAACAUCACUUGGCGAUGGAUUUUUUACAUCAAUCUUCCAUUUUGUGGAAUUGGCAUCAUACUGGUUCCUUUGACUGUGCGUCUCAAUGCGAAACGCCCUAGUAUCGGAGAACGUCUGGCUUCAGUUGACUGGAUUGGAGGGUUUUUAUUCAUCUCCAGUUUCUGUGCCUUUUUGAUCGGUAUCACGUGGGGUGGUAACCAAUUCCAAUGGUCAAGUUGGAGAACAUUCAUUCCGAUCAUUGUUGGGUUCUUGGGAAUAAUUAGUGCCCUUACUUGGGAAACCUUCGGUGCAAAGCGACCUUUUAUACCCAUGUCCCUGUUCUCAAGCCUCUCAUCGGACAUAUCAUACAUAUGUGCCUGUCUCCAAGGGGCGUUGAUAACUAAAAGCUUUGAUGCCAUCCAAAGUGGAUUAGCCCUGAUGGUGAUAUUGGGUCUCUUGCUUCCAAGUAGUAUCAUUUGCGGUGUUGUUCUGACUCGAACUGGUCACUAUCGAUGGGCGAUUUGGUCCGGCUGGGCUUUGGUCACAUUGGCGAUCGGCCUUAUGGCUCUAAUGAAUCAAUAUAUGCCCGCCCGCCACUGGGCAUUUAUCUUCGUCACAUUAGGCAUCGGUAAUGGCCUCGUAUUGACCUCAUUGAAUUUCGCAAUUCAGGCGCUUGCAACAAACAGCAGGGAUGGUACAGCAGCUGGCAUGUACACAUUUUGCAGGUCAUUGGGAAUGUGCAUUGGUGUAGCAGUGGCUGGCACAUUCUUCCAAAAUAGGCUGCGCGACCACCUGACUUCUCGAAAUCUUCCUGGCAGUGUGGCGAAUUCUGCACCGGAGUUUGCUCUUCGAUUGCAACAACCGGGCUGGGAUCCCGUUGAGAAGCAGAGCUAUAUUCUAGCAUUUACAAGCUCUUUCAAAGAUCUGUGGCUAUUUUUCAUGGCUGUAGCCGCACUUGCACUGUUGUUAUCGUUAUUUAUUCAACAUGCGACGCUAGACCGAAAUCUUGACUCCGAUCAUACAAUUAAAGGUCGGUCUCCUGGGUCCGAAGAUGGUGUGAACAAAAAUCAUUCUGAGGGAUGA